Messenger RNA from Trametes versicolor FP-101664 SS1, 3040 nucleotides. RefSeq names its product DUF300-domain-containing protein. The transcript has 14 exons. Gene Ontology annotation, biological process: transport. Bases 113 to 2752 code for a protein of 879 amino acids. Gene Ontology annotation, molecular function: transporter activity. The record is from RefSeq and is a predicted model, not a curated record. Lineage: Eukaryota; Fungi; Basidiomycota; Agaricomycetes; Polyporales; Polyporaceae.
CGACUCUCACGACUUCGCGUUCCGUACUGCUCUCUGCUGUGACCUCUCUUUGCGACCUUUGUACGACUGUAGCAUCUGACCUACUUGAACUUGCCCUGGACGAUAUUCGAUUAUGGCGGAGAUCGUGAAUGGUCGCUGCCAUGCAGAGCGAGCCCCCCAGAAUACCCCGCCCUUGAUUCAGAACGGAAAACUGGUGCUGCAAGCACAUCAGAUCGGAUGGAUAGUGUCUUCGGCCUUCACUGUCGUGGCAAUGGCAGUCUCAUUCUGGCUUAUCAACAAGCACACCCAGUCGUACCACAAUAAAUACGAACAACGCUACAUUGUCCGGAUCCUGUUCAUGGUGCCGUUGUAUGCGCUCAUCAGCACAGCGUCAUACUUCUGGUGGAACCAUUCGACGCCUUUGCUCCUCAUCCGCGACUGCUACGAGUCCACUGUGUUGACAGCGUUCUUCUAUCUGCUUCUGCUCUACGUGUCCCCCGACGUGAAUGUGCAGAAAGAGAUCUUCCGCAAGAACGGCUUGUCGCGAGAACAUGACAGGCGGAGACGUAAACGGGGCGAGCCUCCGCAGAAGUGGAUGUUGCCGCUUGGUUUCAUGCGCUGGAGACCGGAGGACGGUUUACACUUCCUGCAGAUCAUGAAAUGGGGUGUAUUGCAAUACUGUGUCAUUAGGCCGACGACUACCCUCGCUGCGGUGAUCCUCGACUACGCGGGUUUGUACUGUGAGGACUCCUGGGGCCCCGGCUGGGGUCACAUAUAUAUCACUAUAGUCGUGUCCGUAUCUGUCUCAGUCGCGAUGUACUGCUUGAUCCAAUUGUACAUGGCCGUCAAAGUAGAGCUCGCACCGCAGAAGCCGCUUCUCAAGUUGGUCGCCAUCAAGGCAGUCGUCUUCCUCACGUUCUGGCAGGCAACGUUCCUCUCUGUGCUCACGUUGUUCGGAGUGGUCAAGGACACCCCGUACAUGACCGCCGACAACAUCAACAUCGGCAUAGGUGCUAUCCUCGAGACCGUUGAGAUGGCUUGCUUUGCAGUCCUGCACAUCAAAGCCUUCUCGUACAAGCCCUACUACGACCCGGAGAACCCCACCCCGCGCUGGCGCUCGCUCGUGCACGCGAUGAGCUUCAAGGAGACGGGCCGUGAGAUCUGGGCGGGGCUGGUGUAUAUGGUGCACCGUAGCCGCGGUCGUGAGACAGACCCCCAGGCGCGCCGCGAAGCAGCCCUCGAGGACGUCUUUGGCCGUUCGAGGAUCGCGAUCCGUCGCGAAGCCAACAUGUCCGCCUCCGGCCAGCCGAUGAGGCCGCCUGAGAAGGAGCUCAGCGUUAGCGUGGACGUAGAGAAGGAGGUACAUGUCAACAACGAGCGUCAAUGGCUCGGCGUCGGCGAUGACUACAUCUACGGACUUGGGUACCAGGCGAAGCCGCGCCGGGAGAAGAGCGAUGGGCUGGAAGAGCAGAUCGACAGGGAAUUGGCGAAGCGCGGUUAUACCCUACGGAACAAACACGCAAGCAGCGCACAAUACAGCCCCGUCGUCGAUGCCGAGGCUGCAGGUCACGAGCAACGGCAAACGUCGUGGUGGCGCCGCGUUUACAACCGGCUCUCCCAGUCCGGGCCUGAUGUCGACACGGAGCAGCCUCUGCACAACGGCCCACAUGGCGGUCUUCCCAACGCUCUCCGUCGCCUGUCAACCCGUCGGCGCUCAAAAGACAUACCCACGAGAUUUGGUGCGACUCCGCUCUCACGCGACGUGCAUGAGGACGACUACAACGAUCCGCCACCCCCAUCUGCCAUCCGCACAUACCGCGAGAGCAAGCAGAAGCAGGGUGUCAAGCGCGAGCCUCCUCCCGUUAUGUCCUCGCCUCUGCUUUCCGCGUCGUUCGCGGACGUCCCCAGCCCACUGAGUUCUCCAGACAUGGGAGGUCCCAUUCCGCUCACGCCGCAAUACAGUCCCGCCGCGAUGCAACAUGCAUGGGCGGCGCGACAACAUCUGAUGGUCCCUUCGCCGACUCCCCCGUUACCGACCCCCGCUACGGAGUCAACCCGGGACAGCUUCCUCGAGCGCGCGUUCGCCGCCUCCAUCGAGCCGGCCUCCUCAGCCGAGGUGCUCUCUGCAGCGCCCUCUUCGUCACAGUCGCACCACAACCACGUCAGGCUCGGACCCCACCCCGAGAUCGCGAUGAGGACGAAAGCGCUCCCGCAGGCGCCUCUUGUGCACGAACCCACUGUCGUUGCAGGCCCCUCGAAUCCGCGUUCUGCAGGAUCACUUGCAUCCCCGACGGCCGCACUGGAUGGUCGCUUCCCGCCUGUUCCACCUGCAGACACGUCCUCGCCACCAACGCGACCGUCUCCGCAGCGCAUAGUACCGCCUAUCUGGACGCAGGACGACACUCGUGGCCGAACACGCUCUUCGCGCCGGCACGACUCCGCCCAGUUUUCUCCAGGGUACCCCGGCCAGUUCCCUUCUUCACACUCGCCACCUCAGCUACAGCGCGCCGAGGUCGCGUACUCGCGCGGUGCGCCAAGAAGGAACUCAACGGCGGCACCGCAGUACGUCGCCCCGCCGAAUCGUUUCGUGCCGACGAGAGGAAGGAUCGUGCUGCCCGCGCCUCUGGCGCCCCCAAGCCCUAGUUCUGCGAGGGACUCGUUUGCCUCCUCGCGGUACAGCCCUCCGGGGCUGCCUACUGGCCCGCUUCCGCCAUUGCAGAAUCGACGGUCGACCGCGCCAUAUCCCGGGCCACACAUCGGUUCGCAGAGGUAGCCAUAUCCAAGCCAUCGGCUGAUGCCUCUUUUUCCUACUCUUUUCGUGCUUCCCCCUAUUGCUGAAUUUAUGACCUAUUUAGUACCAGUGUCUGUUGUCCCGCUGUCACGAACUCCUCACGACCUCGCACGUUUCACUCUUACGACCCUCACGACUGGUGUAGUACCCUGGCUCCCAGGACAUCGGAUGUAUUUCUUGCUAUCCAACGCGGCUGUUGUUACUCUGACUACUGUGUGUGCAGGUAAGCGGCAAACAGGCGGCAGUAGGCCGUAUAUCUAAGCAACCGUG